Molecule: messenger RNA, 150 nt
Organism: Prorocentrum cordatum
Lineage: Eukaryota; Dinophyceae; Prorocentrales; Prorocentraceae
Source: the annotation of a GenBank genome assembly
GCGGCGUCCAACCCGACGAUCCCGCGGCGCACUGUUCUCAAGGUCCUCGACGUCCUGGGGCUCUUCUGGCUCAGCUGGGCGCUGAAAGGAAAGCGGAGGGGCCGCGCCGCCCGGUCAGCGCGGGGGCUCCAUUGCGAGGUCGCGUCGGAC